UUUCUCUUUCACUCUCUUUCAAACACCCAGCUAUUUACUUAUACUUGUUUCUUUAUCUCUUUCUCUCUCUCUCUCUCUCAAUCUUUGCUACUGUCCUCUAUUUCUCUCUCUCUACAUGAGUAAAAAAUCUCUUUUCUUUUGGCUGUGACUGUGUUAUGUGAAGCUGAAUUUUUUUUUAAAGGAAACGGGUGUGUUUGAACACACCAACCCAAAUUCAAUGAAAGUUUUUUCUGUGAGUAAAAAGCUUGAAUGGAAGGCAGACUACCAAAAGUAGCACAGAAUCUGAAAUGGGUAUCUUUCUCUUGCUACUUUUAGUUGGGUCUCUUUCUCUUUCUCUUUCUCUCUCCUCUGUGUCUCAGAGCUGGGGUUUCUGGUGCUUUCUGACUAGGGUUUUGAAUAGGGUACAACUGAGAGUGGUCAAUUUUGGAGGCUUUUAUUGGAUGGGCUGGCUUAUCAAAUUCAAUUAUUAGAGAAGAACCUAGUGGCUGAGAUUGUUGUUCUUGUCAAGUAGUGAUGGAUAUGGGAGAAAAAAAUAAAUUUGAGUUAGAUAAUAAGAAUGAAGAUCCUAUGAAUUAUUCAUCUGGUAUGUCCUCAGACUGGCGGUUUGGUGGUUCUAAUCUUGCAAAUACAUCUAUGGGUUUGGUCCAGGCUGCAAAUUCCAUGGUAAUUGGCAAGGGUGAUCUAAUUGGUUCUUCUUCUUGCUCUUCUGCUCCAGUGGUGGACUCAUUUGUCUCAACACUUUGGGACCACACCGCCAAUCCACAGAACUUGGGUUUUUGUGAUAUGAAUAUUCAGAACAAUGCAAGCAGCUUAAACGCACUAGGCAUUGGGAAAGGUAGUCCUGCCUCAUUGAGAAAUGGUGUUGAUAGAACACUUGAUAUGUGUUGGAAUCCAUCGAGUCCAAUGUUAAAAGGAGGCUUAUUCUUACCAAAUAUGCCAGGAAUGAUCCCACAGAGCUUGUCUCAGUUGCCAACUGAUUCUGCUUUCAUUGAGCGUGCUGCGAGGUUCUCUUGCUUCAACGGUGGAAAUUUUAGUGAUAUGGUGAACCCUUUUGCAAUUCAAGAUUCUGUGAAUCUAUAUUCAAGGGGUGGAGGAGUGGUGCAGGGAGGUCAAGACGUUUUAGCAGGCAAUGGGUUGAAACAAGCAAUUUCUGGUGUGCAUUCUCAAAAGGGUCAGCUAAAUAUGAGUGAAGCUUCAAAAGAUACUUCUCUAACAGCUGAGCUGGGGGGUACCGAAGGGAGUCCACUUAAGAAUGAAAGGAAAAGCGAGAGCCUUGCGAGAUCUCAUGAUGAAGCAAAACAAUGUGUUGGUGGAUCUGGAAAUGAUUCUGAUGAAGCUGAAUUUAGCAAUGGUGUUGGAGCCGGCCUAGAGGAACCGUGUAUGUUGGAGGGUACUGUCGGCGGCAGUGAGCCUUCUGCUAAGGGACUUGGCUCGAAGAAACGGAAAAGAAAUGGGCAGGAUUCUGAUCCUGAUCAAGCCAAAGGAGCUUCUCAUCAGCAUGGUGAAUCAACAAAGGAUUAUAAUGCUGAACAGCAUCAGAAGGGAGACCAGAACCCAAGUACAGCUAACAACAAGGCAACUGGAAAACAUGGCAAACAGGGUUCUCAAGGUUCAGAUCCUCCAAAAGAAGAAUAUAUACAUGUGAGAGCUCGAAGAGGCCAAGCAACAAAUAGCCAUAGUCUUGCAGAGAGAGUAAGACGGGAAAAAAUCAGUGAAAGAAUGAAGUUUCUUCAGGACCUUGUUCCUGGAUGCAGUAAGGUCACUGGAAAGGCGGUGAUGUUAGAUGAAAUCAUUAACUAUGUUCAAUCACUACAACGGCAGGUUGAGUUUUUGUCUAUGAAGCUCGCAACAGUAAAUCCGCGACUAGAAUUUAACAUUGAAGGCCUCCUUGCAAAAGAUAUGCUUCAGUCUCGAGUCGGUUCAUCUUCUGCACUAGCAUUUUCUCCAGAUGUGCAUAUGCCAUAUCCUACGUUACAACCACCAUCGCAAGGGCUUAUUCAGGCGAGCCUUGCUGGAAUGGGGGGCUCUUCUGAUGUACUUCGGAGAGCAAUCAGUUCCCAGUUGACGCCUAUGUCUGGAGGAUUUAAAGAACCUACUCAGAUACCAAAUGUGUGGGAAGAUGAACUUAACAAUGUUGUCCAAAUGAGCUUCGGAACAAGAAGUUCUCCUAACAGCCAAGAAGCGGAUGGGUCAAUGCCAACCGGCCAAAUGAAAGUUGAACUUUGAUUAUUCUCUUGGAAUAUUUUAUGCCACAUAGUCCUAUGGUCAUGGCCCCAGAUGUAUACACAACUAAUUAAAUGAGAAGUCAAACAACAAAAACAUGACAGUCCCUCUUGAGAUGACAAGAAGAUAAUCUGAAAAUACUUUACUUCAGCUCUACCUGAGAAGAUCCCCACUUCAGCUCCUUUCAUCAGAAGUUACAUAAUCCAGGAAGCCACGAUUCCUCUUUCCAAGGGAAUGUUGUAUAGAUUGAUAUUACAAAAGAUAUGGGAUGAAAUGUUGCGAAAGAAGUUGAAAUGUUGUAGCUGAAGGCUUGGAGUCCCUAGUGUAGUUAACAAGAAAAUUGUCAUCCAAAUCUUGGUCUUCCUUUGUUCAUUUAGUUAGUUAGAAGCUAUAUAUGUGCUAAUCAUAUAUCACCGAAUGUAAUGUCAUUUCUUCUUUUCUUUUGAUUCUGGAGCUCUCUUCUGAAUCACAUUACUCUGUCUCUUUUAUCCUCUUUUUUUCAGUAAAAGAUGUUUAGAAUCA
Humulus lupulus (European hop) is the source of this 2745-nucleotide messenger RNA. RefSeq names its product transcription factor bHLH49. The transcript is spliced from 9 exons. The record is from RefSeq and is a predicted model, not a curated record. Bases 514 to 2226 code for a protein of 570 amino acids. NCBI's taxonomy places the organism in Eukaryota, Viridiplantae, Streptophyta, Magnoliopsida, Rosales, Cannabaceae. Gene Ontology annotation, molecular function: DNA-binding transcription factor activity; protein dimerization activity. Gene Ontology annotation, cellular component: nucleus. Gene Ontology annotation, biological process: regulation of DNA-templated transcription.